This is a messenger RNA of Mustela lutreola (European mink), 960 nucleotides long. RefSeq names its product PPP1R2C family member C (gene PPP1R2C). Gene Ontology annotation, molecular function: protein phosphatase inhibitor activity. Lineage: Eukaryota; Metazoa; Chordata; Mammalia; Carnivora; Mustelidae. The coding region runs from base 91 to 717 and encodes 208 amino acids. Gene Ontology annotation, biological process: regulation of signal transduction. The record is from RefSeq and is a predicted model, not a curated record. The transcript has a single exon.
CAGACCAAGCUGCCGUUUCAGCCUGGAGGGCGGGCAGGCGGCUGCGGCGGCCCAACCCUCCCGCGGCGGCCCUUGGCUCCCCAGGCAGGCAUGGCGGCCUCCACUGCCUCGCACCGGCCGAUCAAGGGGAUACUGAAGAACAAAAGCUCCACUGGUUCCUCAGUGGCUGCCUCUGCCCAGCAGUCGGGAGGGACAAUACAGGAGGUCCAGAGAAAAAAGUCCCAGAAAUGGGACGAAUCCAACAUCCUGGCAACACACCGGCCUGCUUAUAGAGACUAUGACUUCAUGAAGAUCAACGAGCCCAGCAGCCCCUACUUCAGCCCGCAAGACGAUGGAGAAGAUCCACUGAAUGAUUCUGAAGCAAAGGAAGCCAUGACCCCAGACAACUUAGCCAAGAAAUUCGCCGCCAGUGGUACCUCGGAAUUGAACUGCCAGUUGGGAGAGCCGGAGAGUGACGGAGCACACAGCAGCAAGAUCCUUUUCGACAAGCAAGAAAAGCAGCGGCAGUUCGAAAUGAAAAGGAAACUACACUACAACGAAGGCCUGAACCUCAAGCUGGCUAGACAACUCAUCUCCAAAGACCUCCAACAUGAGAAAGACAAGGAUGACAACGAAGAAACUCUACAUGGUGACAAUAACGAAGACAACACUGCUGCGGAAGAAUCCAGUGAAGUUCCUACAAAUGACGAACUGCAAUCCCAGGCAUUCUGCACCUAGACAACAUUUGCUCUGCCCUGCUAUCGCUUGCCUUUCCCCAUACGAACUGCUAAGAACUACCGAACUGCUCCGAACUGCUCUGAACUGCACUGCUCUGAACUGCUCCGAGCUCUCCGAACUGCUGUUCCAACACUGCUGCUUGCUCUGUCGAGGCCAGGCUUCAAGUACUGAAAAUACCUAUCGAUUAAAAACUGUACCUCCAUAAUUCAAUGGUGAACUUAGAAAAUAAUACACUAACGGCAA